AUGGAAAUGGCUUCACCACAAACGGAACCAGAAGGACGAGGUGCAUUCCGGAAGCUAUUUAUGAAAUUAGGCGAAAAAGUUGGUACUAUUAAGACUUCUGAGCUUAAUCCGGAUUAUUUGAAUCAAGUGAAAGAUGCAGACACUUAUAAGGAAAUGUUAUGCAAAUUAGCAGAAAGCAUUAUGCAUGUGUUGCAACAAAAUCCGAAAUUAGUACCUGAAGCAGAAUCAAAAAUGGAAUUUGAAUGUCCAUUAAAUCAAGAUCCUACGGAAUUAUUAAGCGUUUCACUAGAAGCAAUGAGAGAAAAUUUUUCAGCUCAUAUUCCAGCACUUGAGGCAUGCAUUCGUGCAUGCAUAAAAUUAGCCGAGUUACGUCGAUCUUACUGCAAACGAGGACGUCGAGCUAUUCAUUUUAUUCGAACAUUUAUUAAUGUUGAUUAUGUGUGUAAGAUAUGCGUUUCUUAUAUUUGCUAA
Molecule: messenger RNA, 471 nt
Organism: Brugia malayi
Lineage: Eukaryota; Metazoa; Nematoda; Chromadorea; Rhabditida; Onchocercidae
Exons: 3
Coding region: 1-471 (156 amino acids)
Cellular component (GO): cytoplasm
Molecular function (GO): protein binding
Source: RefSeq, a predicted model, not a curated record